CUCACCCUCGACGCCACCACCGACCUCUGCUCAGCAAGCCACCGCUGACCUUUGCUCGACGCCACCUCCGCUUGCCCUCUAUGCCACCGCUGCUCACCCUUGACCCCACCGCUGCCUUCGCCAUCAAUGGCACCAACCUCUUCGAGAAGCUCGGCCUCCCCACCUUCGUCAAUCUCUCCACCAAUUUCUACACCAGGGUGUAUGACGAUGAAGAAGAAUGGUUUCGGUCAAUCUUUGCGGAUUCAAAGAAGGAAGAAGCAAUUCAAAACCAAUAUGAAUUCUUUGUUAUUGAUGAGCCGUCGUGGCCUUCUGACAAGACUAGAGAUUGACAUUUCAAUCUUAAGCGCCUUCCAAAGGUCAAGAAUCUCAUCUAAAUUGCCAAUGGACCCCUCUCAUUGUUAUCUUGCAAAGACUUCUUCAGUUGAAAGUGGAGAUUGACUGAUUUGAU
Eucalyptus grandis is the source of this 448-nucleotide messenger RNA. RefSeq names its product two-on-two hemoglobin-3-like. The record is from RefSeq and is a predicted model, not a curated record. Gene Ontology annotation, biological process: oxygen transport. Bases 81 to 329 code for a protein of 82 amino acids. The transcript has 2 exons. Gene Ontology annotation, molecular function: heme binding; oxygen carrier activity; oxygen binding. NCBI's taxonomy places the organism in Eukaryota, Viridiplantae, Streptophyta, Magnoliopsida, Myrtales, Myrtaceae.